AUGGUGUGCUUGCUGCUGCUCGUUCUGUUGUCCUCCGCCGCCGGAGGAACCCUGACCGCCGAGGACUCGAGUCCAACCCUCCCGGUGAUGAGGAGGGUUGACCGGAGGGAAACUCCGGUCGUGUUUGUGAAGUCAUAUUCGCCGCUGGUGGAGAAGGAGUUUCACUAUUCGGUGAGGGGCCCCGCUGCGGCGCCUCCGCCCAAGCCCGUACGGGAACUCCUCCUCCCGGUGUGGCCAAACAUCAGCCCCGCCAGCAUCCCCGGCGUUGCCGUGGCAACGGUGUGCGAGGACCAGAAGCUGCGGCUGCAGGUGGACAGGAGCAUCGUAGGCCCCGACGGGCCGCCCUCUCUUCUGCGGCUGGGAACGUGUCGGCCCAGUAGAUCCACGACGGAACACCUUUAUUUCGACUAUGAUCUCGGUCUGUGUGGAACCGAACACACGGUGAUUGAUAACAAGCUGGUCUACUAUAACAUCCUGCAUUAUGACCCGCCGAGGCCUCCAGGACCGAUCAGACGAGCCCUGCCCUUCAGCCUACCUGUCGCUUGUUAUUCUGACAGGUACCUUUUCUCUUACAAAGUCGGGUUCACUCCAAAGGUGCAGAUGCGCAAGGGAUUCAAAGAAAUGAGGAACUUCAUUCUGACACCACGAAAUGCUCGGUGGGAGCAGCUCUCCCCGUCGGACCAGUACGGGCCCUGGGAGCCUGUCCGGUUCCAGGCUGAGGCCCCGGCUCUGCCCCGCCACCAACGCCUGUACGUCCACACCUGCUACGUCUCUGCUGGGACGUCCCACACCGCCACGCCUCAGUUUGCAGUCGUGAAAAACUUCGGGUGUGCCGUUGGAAACGAGGACACCCGCGCAGCCUUCAUCCCGUACAGAAACAACGCCGUGAGGUUCUCCGUGGAGGCCGGCGCCUUCAGAGCAGCAGAGGGACAGCUCUACAUGCACUGCAGCGUGGCGGUCGGCGGUUCGAUCCCCACGCCUACAGCCAAGUCCUGCAGUUACGACACACAAGCCAAAAGGUGGGGGGAGCUGCUGGGAUCCGACUCGGUGUGCGAUUGCUGCGACUCCAUCUGCAGCUUCUCUGCACCACCAGCACAAAUGGUCUCCAGUGAGCCGUGGACAGUAGAGCCCAGAGUGAAGCCCACCCCCUCCCCGAGGAGGAGGACGGGCUCCGUCACCGCCGCCGCCGCGGCGCCAGAGAUGAUGAGGUGGAGGUCGUGGCCUGAGGAGACGGUCGGGGAGAGGGAGUGGCCGUUCGGAGGCCGAGGACUGACGUGGGUGGAGGAGGAGCGUGAGGAGAAGCAGGUGGAGGAGGAGCGUGAGGAGAAGCAGGUGAAGGGCUCUGCUUACGUGGAGGUCGAGGAGGAAGGCUUCACGGAGCCUCGCAGAACAUUCGAAGAUAUCUUUGUUUUUGAUAAAUAA
This is a messenger RNA of Cololabis saira (Pacific saury), 1422 nucleotides long. It is a transcript of the gene zp3d.2, whose product is annotated as zona pellucida glycoprotein 3d tandem duplicate 2. Gene Ontology annotation, cellular component: extracellular matrix. The transcript has 8 exons. NCBI's taxonomy places the organism in Eukaryota, Metazoa, Chordata, Actinopteri, Beloniformes, Belonidae. Gene Ontology annotation, molecular function: acrosin binding. The record is from RefSeq and is a predicted model, not a curated record. Bases 1 to 1422 code for a protein of 473 amino acids. Gene Ontology annotation, biological process: egg coat formation; binding of sperm to zona pellucida; positive regulation of acrosome reaction.